AUGCCCUCCUACCUCCAGUGGGCCGUGGUCCUGUCUCUGGCGGCGCAAUGCACCGCGCAGACAUACACCAGCUGUAACCCGACGAAGAAGACCUGUCCCGCAGACACAGGCCUGAGCACCUACACGCUCUCCACCGACUUCACCAGCGGCGACUCCGCCUUCAAGCACUGGAACGUCACCGCCGGCUCGGUGACCAGCACCUCGCUGGGCGCCGAGUUCGUCAUCAACGAGCAGGGCGACGCACCCACCCUCGAGAGCGAGUUCUACAUCUUCUUCGGGUAUGUCGAGUUCAAGAUGCGCGCCUCCAACGGCACGGGCAUCGUGAGCACCGUGCUGCUGGAAUCGGACGACCUCGACGAGAUCGACUGGGAACAAAUCAGCACCUACGACACGGAGAUCCAAACCAACUACUUUGGCAAGGGCAACACCACCUCGUACGACCGCGCCACCACCGUCACCGUCGCGACCCCCGAAGAGACCUUCCACACGUACGCCGUCAACUGGACCGCCGCCACGACGGAGUGGCUCGUUGAUGGCACCGUCGUCCGCACCCUCAACUACGCCGACGCCCUCAACGGCAAGAACUACCCACAGACCCCGAUGCGCGUCCGCCUCGGCAUGUGGGCCGGCGGCGACCCCGAUAACAGCGAGGGGACUAUUGAAUGGGCCGGCGGCGAGACGGAUUACUCUGCUGCCCCGUUCAAGAUGUACAUCGAGUCGGUCUCGGUCAUUAAUUACAACCCGGCCGAUGAGUAUAAGUACACCGAUAAGACAGGGUCGUGGAAGAGCAUCAAGGCGAGUAACACGACGGACUCGUCGUCGAAGACGACCUCCAACACGACCUCUAAGGCUGUCUCGAGCUCAUCGGUUGCGACGAAUGCGACGGCGUCGUCCUCGUCGUUGGCGUCGGCAACAUCUGGGGCUGCGUCGUCCUCCGCUGCAGCGGUGUACAAGGGCGGCGCUGUGGUGUCCGCUACGCCGCUCUUUAUGAGUGUUUUGGCUGCGGUUGUUACUGGGAUGCUGUACAUCUGA
Aspergillus terreus NIH2624 is the source of this 1032-nucleotide messenger RNA. Its product is annotated as glycoside hydrolase family 16 protein. The coding region runs from base 1 to 1032 and encodes 343 amino acids. NCBI's taxonomy places the organism in Eukaryota, Fungi, Ascomycota, Eurotiomycetes, Eurotiales, Aspergillaceae. Gene Ontology annotation, molecular function: glycosyltransferase activity; hydrolase activity, hydrolyzing O-glycosyl compounds. Gene Ontology annotation, biological process: carbohydrate metabolic process; fungal-type cell wall organization. The transcript has 3 exons. Gene Ontology annotation, cellular component: fungal-type cell wall. The record is from RefSeq and is a predicted model, not a curated record.